UUCUCCCUCUCCCACUCGCUCUCUCUCUCUUUUCCUCUCUUCCACGGUCUUCUGUGUCGGUACAGGUCUACACGGCAUGGCGCGGGCCUGUACUGACUCAUGUCGCCGAGCAACUAGUACGAUGCCCGAUACCAGCACAGCAGGCCCUAAUCUUGUCAGUUUUGGCAGGAUUCGGCAAGGGGGCUGGAGAAGAAGGUAAGAGCAAGAGAGGGAGGAGAAGAACUGAAAUACAGGGCCCGAUCCUCGUGGGAUGAAAAAAACACCUCUUGAGGCCUUUUUUAUCAUAUGGGAUCCUUGCCACCCCUUGUCAUGGUCUUCCCCCCUCUUAUGUUCUCUCCUUUCCUUCCCUCUCUCUCUCGCCCAUCCUUAGGUAACAUUAUUGCAUCUUUGUCACCAACAGGUUGUGGCCUGAUCAAAGAUUCCUCAUCAGUGUGCUUCUGUCAACAGUAGAGGCUUGCCAAUAUGAAUAUUGCAUCAUAGUUAGUUCUACCUACCAUUAUGAGAGAAGUGAUUGAUUUUGCCACUAUUCCUCUGUCUUGUUUCACUAAUAUUUGCCAUAACUGAGUUGCUGAGUUGUUUGGAAUGACAACUUGCAAUAACUAGCCACUUUAUCUGAGAUGGAAACUUCAUGCACUUAAAAAUUGUCAUGUCUAUCAUUGUUUAUAAGUAAUUUUUCUUCAGGGGGUAUGCCUCUAUUUGUGUAUAUUACUUCUACUAUAACUUUCCUUUCAAAUUCUUGCCUUUUCUAUUAUAGUAUUCCAUGCUAGUCUUUGGGAUAAACAGAAAAUAGUGAUACAUUAAUUGAUAAGAUAAAUGUACCUGUGAAACCUUAAUAUGCAAAGCAUGUUCAUAUUUAUAAAGCUUGACAUAAACCACCCAGACUAAAUGCUACUGGACUUGAGUCAAUUCUCAAUACCGGGGUGUGAAAUCCCUGGUUAACUCAACUUUGGGCAAGAGAAUGGAUUAUCAUGAAAGUUAGAAGAUGAAUUGAGAAGGGAGCUUAUGUUAUUGUUCACUAAACUAAUUUCAUAUGCUUUCUGGAAUGACCCUCCAAAGUUCUCCUAGAAUCCGGUUCUCCAAUGAUAAGCUACUUGUACCGGAUUCCACGCUGAUCCGGUACCCGUCCCAGGCCGGACCAGUACGUACCGGCUGGUACAGACCGGUACGGCAGACCAUGCUCUAGACAAACAUUGAAGAAGUCAAGGUUUGAUAUUUUGAGCUGCAUUCAUCCUUUAGGCACAUAAUAUACAUCUAGAGCCUUUACUGUUAAUCUGCUGCUAAAUAUCUAGUGCUAUGGAUAAUGAAAGAGUGAUUUUUUUUACUAUUUGUCUUGACCACCCUAAAUGAUCGAGUGCACACAGCUACGAUUACCUUGGAAGAAGAAGUCAUCCCUCUUCCGGUGAUUGGCUGCAUAGAUUACCAGAACUUGCAAGGCUGUUGGAAGAGUGCAUAUUUAAGGAUGCUGCUAGAAGGAAGAUUACAUGAGUAUGGUGAUGGAGCCAGUUGAGCACCAUUUGCAAUUGAUAAUGAGGAGUUUACCAAACCACAGCCCUUUGUUGCAUAAUUUCACAUCUUCCUCUUCUCUCAAUACAAUGGUUCCAACAACUGGUAUACCCCAUAAUGGCGGCACAAAUUCUGGAGUUUCUUCUGCAGCAGAAAACUCUGAUAUUACAGCCAGUGGUGCUGGUAUAGGCAUUGCCAACAUGGGUAACUUAUUACCAACUGGAAAUGGCUUAACUGAUGGUGCCUCCUUCAAUGUAUCCAAUGGACCAAUAUCUAAUGGGUACCAGCACCCACCUGCCAAUGCUGCCUUUGGUUCUGGUGGAAACAGUAUAUCAAUGGCUUCAAUGGGUAUCCCACGACAACUAAGUCAAAUGGUACCAACUCCUGGGUUUAGUAAUCUACAGGCAGUGUCCAUGAACUCUGGAUGCUCCAGUGGAAUUGGGCUUUCCAGCAUUGAGUCCGGUGUGGCUCCACUGUCACAGCAACCAAAGCAGUAUGUUGGAAGUCAAAACAGCCAUAUAUUGCAUCAUAUUGGAGGCCCAAUUGGUGCUGCAGUGAGGUCUAAUUUGCAGCAGAAGCCUUCAGUGUAUGGGUUUACAAAUGGACUUAUGAAUGGUGGGUUAGGGUUAAUUGGGAGUAACAUGCAGCUGGGAAAUGGGCUUGUGGCAUCAGAGGGCCACAUUAGUACAGCUCAUUAUGGUAGCUCUCCAAAACGUAUACCGCAGCACUUUGAUCAGCAACAUCACCGACAAAGGAUCCCAAUGUCUUUGUGUACAGCAUCAUUGUCCCAGCGUAUGUUACCAAUGGCAGGGGAUGGUUAUGCAAUGAAGGGAACUGAUUUAGCUGGUUCUGGGAGCAUUUAUGGACCUAGGUCAUCCACUUUAUCUGCCACAAAUAACCUGAAUUUGAAUAGAAUCAACUCUGCUUUGCUAACCGAUCAUGCAAGUUUGCUGUCAAUGUAACAGCUUCCACAUAUAUUAAGACCUCAAAUGUUGGAUCAUUCACAAAAGGUGAACUUCCAGUCCAAUCAGUCCACACAUGAAAAUUUACUGCAAUCACAACAACAAAUGCAGCAACUUAAGCAACAGCCUAAUCAGCCUUAUGCACAGUUUGCUCAAAAUCAGCAUCAGCUACAACAGCAUCAAGAAAGCCAGCAGCAGCAACAGCUUGUGCAAAAGAAUGAUACCUUGAGGCAGUUUUCAAUGCCUUCCAAUCUCUAUGGACAGCUAAUGCCCAAGCAUGCAGUUGUAUCCCUUAAUGAAUCAUUGCUUCCACAAGGCACAGAACAAAUUCACCUUCCAGAGUUACAGAGUCAAAACCUGCAGUCUGCUGAUGAUCAUCUGAAAAGUGCUCAAUGGCCAGGUCAUUUAUCUGGCUCUCAGGGUCUUCAUGCCUCAUUGUCACGGGGUUCACAGCAAUUAUUGCAUCCACACCAGCAGGAUAAUGAGUUUCAGAAUGAGAUUAGUUGCCUUUCUGGUGGAUCACAACCAGAGGUACUCGUGCCGGUUCAAUGGCAACCCCAAUCAUUGAUGAUAAACCACAUGCCAGAUAAGUCUUCACUUGAACAACACAUCCAGGAGGAACUUCAGCAGAGAUCAGCGGGACAAGAUGAAGCUCAACGACCUCAUAUAUCAUCAGAGGGGUGUCUCACCAGUUCUGCUGCUCCAGCAGUAAGUGCUACAGUGCCACAAUAUUCGAGGGGAGUGACCUGUGGACCUGAAAACUUUACACAAAAAUGAAAUUAUCUUAACCAGCUGAGGUGGCAGUUGUUUUUGUACCAUGCUCGUUGGUGUUCAGCUCGGCAAGGAAAAUGUCAAGAACCUUACUGCAUAAAAGUUCAAGAUCUAGUGAAGCAUUUGGAUAAAUAUGAUAGGAAAGAAUGUCCAUACCCACGCUGCUCAGUUUCUAAGAGACUUGCUAAUCAUUUCUGUAAUUGUGAAGCAACAAAUUGUCCUUCCUGCAUUCCUGUACGUGAAUAUAUAGUAUCAAAUCGAAAGGCACGUGCCCAUUCUCUACCUGAUCCUGGUUUGGUGAGCCAGACUCAUGGCUCAUGUAAAGGCAUCAAUGUGGCAGAAGCUAAAAGAAUGAAGAGAGACAAAACAGCUGUUGAAAAUUCCGAUGAUCACCAUUCUUUGCUGAAACGCAUGAGUGCACAACAUAUAUCCCCUUCUGUUGUUCCCAAGAGCGAAUUUUCUCCUAUUUGUGUUCCUCCAAACCAACUCCAUGCCUCGCAAGUAGAACAGGCACAAGAAUGUGAACAGACUGAUGUGACAAUGCCUACUAAUUCUGAGUUUAUAGGAGGGAAAAUGGAUACAUCAAUGGGCUCUGUGCAUGAAGAUUCAUCCAUGUUUGGCAAUGGUAUCAAUGGGAAUGUGCCUACCAUGAGACCCGAUAUAGAUCAUGGUGUCUCAAAUGAUGUUGAUAGUCAUGCCAAGCAAGAAACUUUGGUGGUUGUAAAAGAGGUUGACCAAGCUAAGACUGAAGUUAAGCAGGAAGCAAAUGAUCCACAAACAGAUCCAAUGGCUGGAACUAAAUCAGGGAAGCCAAAGAUAAAAGGUGUUUCAUUAACUGAGCUGCUCAGAACAAGUUAGGAAGCAUAUUGUUAGUCUGAGGCAAUGGGUUGGUCAGGUUAGCUUUUGCACUUUAAAAUAUUUCUAGAUUACUUUUGUAACAUGCAGCAUAUUUAUUAUUAGCAUCAGGUUCAUGCAUUUUUAAUUAGUAAAGAUUUGCUAGCUCGGUAAUUCUCAUUGAGUCAUGGAUAGUAGUUCUAUGCAAAUGGACCAUAAAAUACUGGCUCAUUUGAUGGCCAUUUUGGAGCCAUCGUGCAGCUAAGUGCAACUAUCCCGCUUUUUUUGUUAGAAGAGAUCACUGAAUCUUCUCUUUGAGAGGUAGGCACCCAAACAACCUACUUUCUUGAGAGAUACCAAAAUUAAAGAAUGCGAAAAGGGAUCAAAGGGCCUAGCUUCCACAAAGGCCAGAUAGUGCUGGUAAUGGUGAGGAAGAAGUGGAGCAGUGGGAUUUUGAAGAAAGAUGGGAAGAGGUUGGCUUGCCUACUCUCCAUAGGCUCGGACUUCAAAAUCAAUGAAUCAACAUUUGACUCAUAAAGUAGAUGUUAAGCGAUUGUUAGUUUUUUCUUAGACAAUUGAUGAUAAAGAAGUUACUUCAAUUUUCUCUUGCUUUUUGUUAAAUAAUUCUUUUCUUUCUUUUGGUAAGUAGAAAUAUACCUUAUUGAUUGUUGACA
Messenger RNA from Phoenix dactylifera (date palm), 4744 nucleotides. NCBI's taxonomy places the organism in Eukaryota, Viridiplantae, Streptophyta, Magnoliopsida, Arecales, Arecaceae. The record is from RefSeq and is a predicted model, not a curated record.